Apus apus (common swift) is the source of this 2951-nucleotide messenger RNA. Its product is annotated as membrane progestin receptor alpha-like. Lineage: Eukaryota; Metazoa; Chordata; Aves; Apodiformes; Apodidae. The record is from RefSeq and is a predicted model, not a curated record. Gene Ontology annotation, molecular function: steroid binding; nuclear steroid receptor activity. The transcript is spliced from 4 exons. Gene Ontology annotation, cellular component: spindle pole; plasma membrane; centrosome. Bases 422 to 1450 code for a protein of 342 amino acids. Gene Ontology annotation, biological process: spindle organization; response to steroid hormone.
AACAAGGCGGCCGAAGCGAUGUUCCUGACAUCAUGUGGGUAUGUGGGGGUGAUUACGUACCCUGCGAGGCAGAUUAAUGAUUUCCAGCACCGUGCAGGGGUUGCUCUGCCCGAGCCUUAGCACGGCCCGAGGCUUCACAGCACGGAAGAGCUUUGCAAAUCCAGCCCUGCUCCAACAAGUUUGGGAAGACCCGGAGUGAACACUUUCCUGCCUCCUCUGAGCGCAGCUUUUCCCACUGCUUUUGCCACAGCGUCUCCCCCGCGUGGGACCAGGGCUGCUUAUCCCUUUGGAAUUUAUCUCCUGGCAGCCGUGACCGGGUCAGACGAGGCUGAGCCCCCUCCCCGUGUCCCCAGGCAUCUCCGUGGGCUGCAGCAGCACAGAGGUUGCUUCACAGGGCAGGGACCUGGAGUUCAGCUGCAUCAUGGCAACAGUGGUGACCGAGAAGCUCAGCCGCCUCUUCAUUAACGUGCGCCAGGUCCCUCAGCUGCUGGUUCCCCUCUCUCCUUCCACUGUCAGCAGUUCAGAGGUGCCCAGGAUCUUCUGGAAGCCUUACAUCGACACUGGCUACCGGCCGGUUCAGCAGACCUGGCGUUACUACUUCUCAACCCUCUUCCAGCAGCACAACGAGGCCAUCAACGUCUGGACCCACCUGGCGGCCGCGCUCAUCCUGCUGCUGCGCUUCCAGCAGCUCUCGCAGCGGGUGGAUUUUGGGCAAGACCUGCACGCCCAGCCUCUCCUCAUCAUCAACGUGGCUUCCAUCACUUACUUGACCUUCAGCACUCUUGCUCAUCUUCUGCAGGCCAAAUCUGAGUUCUGGCACUACAGCUUCUUCUUCAUGGACUAUGUGGGGGUCGCCAUCUACCAGUACGGCAGCGCUCUGGGGCACUACUACUACGCCAUCGAGCCGAGCUGGCACGAGAAGAUCAAGGGGUUCUACAUGCCCGUGGCUGUCCUGUUGGCAUGGCUGUCCUGUGCUGGUUCCUGCUACGCCAAGUACCAGUACCACCAGUCUGCCCACCUCCUGGGCAGGCUGUGCCAGGAGCUGCCCUCCGGCCUGGCCUACGUGCUGGACAUCAGCCCCGUGAUCCACCGCAUCUUCACCGCACAGCCUGACCCGGCCCUUCUCUAUCACAAAUGCCAGGUGCUGUUUUUCCUCAUCGGUGCCUUUUUCUUCUCGCAUCCUUAUCCCGAGAAGUGGUUCCCUGGGAAGUGUCACUUUUUUGGACAGAGCCAUCAGAUUUUCCACGUCUGCCUGGUACUCUGCACGCUGGCGCAGAUCGAGGCGGUGGUGCUGGACUAUGAGUCCAGGAGACAGAUCUACUCCACUCUUCAGGGUGAUCUGGCACACAACUUCUCUGCCUUGUGCCUCUUCACUGUCACCUGCUCUGUCCUCACAGCCUUUUACAUGGCCCAGAAGGUGAAGAACAAGCUGAGCUUCAAAGAAGAGUGAGAAGAGUCUUGAAGAAGCAGCAGGUGAGCUCACCCAAAUGGUUGAUCUGCAGCCAGCCGUGGUGACACUGGCCACAAAGGCUGAGGAGAAGAGGAACGAGCUGCUUUGCAAACAGUUACUUGGCAGUGCUCUAUAGGGAACGAAAGCAAGAGCUGCUUUUUAUGCUGUUAAAAUUCAGAAUUAGUUCCAACUUGCUCUUGAAAUGGUACAUUGGUUUAAUUCCUGUGUCUGAAUAAACAGUUGGAACAAAGUGGUGUUGGUGCUGCAGCCCUGUGCCCUGGGAAAGGUUCUUGGAAACUACCAGGUCUCCCAGGAAAAGCCCAGCACCACACGGCCCUUGGUCCGGAGCAUCCUGCUGCAGCAGAGAAAGUGGACAGAGACACCUCCGGGGUCCCUUCCAACCUCAUCCGUUCUGUGAUGGUACCACAGGGAGAGCCGAAGUAUUAACAAAGGUGGGGACGGUGCCCCGGUGUUGGAAGAAGGGCAGGUUUUCUCUAGUCACUUUCCACUUGUUUCUUUCCCUGCCCAGUCUCUCAGAGCCAAGCCAAGGGUCCCCAGUCGAGUUCUGGAAUGGAAGCAAGCCUCAGCCAUCUUCACACAGCCAGGAGCAUCCCAGCUACGCACCAGGCAAACCACCAUCUCUGCCUUCUUCAGCACACAGACAGAUGAAAAAGACAAAGAAAACUCCAGGCCAUCUCCUUUCAUCCCGAGCAAAGGCUGUAAAGAAAAAGGUCUUUCUCUGGCUGCCUGCCCCAUGAGGAUCUUGGCUCUGCCCCGGGAGGAGGCCCAGAAAUGCCCCUCGGGAGCCGGGGAGCAGCUGGUGCAGGUUACAGCACAGAGAGCACCCUCCUCACCUCCUUUCAGAGACUCUUCCCUGUCACAAGCCGAGUCCCGCAAGGAAUCAGAGUUACUUGCUGGAGAAACAGUUUCAGCAAGAAACCGGGACAAGAAGCCACAACAAUCCAGUAGUGUUGAUUCUUCUAUUGGUUUCGCUGCGACUGAGAAUAUCAAUCCUGCUGUGAGGAGAGAUGGUACCUGGGCUGUUGGUGUCUGUUCCUCCCCGCAGAGAGCACAGCCCCUGAGGGAGCACAGCUGGAACGCUGGCUCAGCCCCGGGGGGCCGGGCCGGUUCCUGCGGGCAGCUCUUCACUCAGGACUCGCAGGGGAACCGGGUGAUCUCUCACCGCAGCCUCCCGCCCCCCGGGAGCCCGGGGGAGCAGCAGGCAGAACUGGGCUAUGAGUUCCUGUUCACACAGGAUUCAGAAGGAAACAGAGUGAUCAAACACUGGUAAGUGACCCUGGGUGGGUCACCCAGGACCCCUCGUGAAGCCUCAGGAAGUUUUUUGUUUUGUUUUUUUAUGAAAGCAAUCAGAAUUAGGUAUGUGGACCUGUUGUUUCUGUAUGUUUGGUCUAGCCAGCAUGUGAAGCAGAGCCAUGCAACAGGCAGGAGCUCUUUGUUCUUUGAAAUUUUGCAUCUUAAUAAAAAUGAAGUUUUGAAGGAA